Molecule: messenger RNA, 2535 nt
Organism: Symbiodinium natans
Lineage: Eukaryota; Dinophyceae; Suessiales; Symbiodiniaceae
Source: the annotation of a GenBank genome assembly
AUGCAUGGCAAACUUACGCCAUGGGCCCUUGGCAAGCUUCCAGUCAACAUCCCGGACCCAGCCUCGCGGGGCAUAUCUCUGCAGCAGGUGCAGGAGCUCUCCGAGUUUAUACAGCGGUUAUGCAAGACAGGCCUCUUGCAGGGACAUCGCGACAAUGCCUCCGAUUGGCUGCACUGGGAGGACAUCUUGAUGGAAGACAUAGCCAGUUUCAUCUUGAAACCUGCCAUCCGAUACCUGGCAGCGGACAUCAGCAAAGAUGAUGUUCAUCAUGACCUGGCGCCCGAGUACGCGUGGAGCUGGGUUGAGAUCGUGGCAAACGGGCCGCAGGAUCCCAAGGUUUUCGUGUCCUUCAGCUUGCACAGCGGAUUCCGCGACUUCAUGGGUAGCGUGCAUCAUCUAGCCGAUGAUCAGGGCAUGACCAUCCGGGACAACAUGUGGAUUGGCAUGUUUGCUCGGGAGGACAGUGCCCCAGUGCAUGUCUUCGACCUACUGAAUUCGCCUGUCUUCAGUGCAUUUGGGAAGUCCGAGGCCACAGCCCUUUUUCUGGAUGAGCAUGCCAGCAUCCUUGAGAGAAGUUGGAGCAUCUUCGAGAUGGCAAUCAUUACCGACACGGCAACAAGCCGCCGGCGAUGGAAGCUAAAAGAAGAGCUUGCACGAGAAGAAGGAUGCAGCAUCUUCAGCGUCAAUGAAGAGAAGGUGCUACAAAUAGAGAAGGAGCGUUUCGUGGAAUACAGAGCGCCAAGCUCGGACGACAUCUUCCAGUCGGAGAACUGUCGGUUAGACUGGCAGGUCAGGUCAGAGCUGGCCGGAGGGGGCGAUCCCUUCUCAGUUCCAUGGGAAGAGGUGCGAGAGCGGAUUCGACUUAUGAGGCAAGGGGGAGGCAUUGACACCAAGCCGCUGCUGCUUUGCAGGGGCCUUAGUCAUGUUGCGAGUACUCCAGACGGUUUGGUGGGCACCAGGCGUGCAACUUCGGUUCCCGUCCUGCAUGCCCUCUUGCAUUCGUUCUGCUGCAGCAAAACGGAUGCCGCCAGCAAGGCCGAAAGACGGCUAGUCAUGAAUUACAUUGCAAACUGCUACUGCGAAGAGAACAGAAGCAGCGCACACUUGCUGGAUGGAAUUCGCACUGACGGCGAUGUGUACGAACUGGAGAAUGUGGAGACAGUGUCGGAAGUGCGGCGACUGGACGGUUCUCCCGAGUACCGUCACGAGCACAGUCUUGUCACCAGCAAUGAGCACACUGCGGUCAAGUUCAAAAUCCUGGACCACAGCAUACGACAGGAAUGCAGAAAAGCUCUUGAAGCUCGUGGAGUCAAGGAUAACUUUGACAAUUGGAACAACUUCUUCGAUUUAAAGCGAGUUUGCAAUGUCAUGCCACCUGAGCAUCGUGCACUCACUUUGUCCCAACUUCGGAUUCUUGCCAACAUGCUCCGCAGACGCUUGGUGGAAUUCGGAGGACUGCCUGCAUGGAACAAGGCAAGCUCCAGAGACCUCUGGAACAGAGACAAGGAGCUUCACGUCCUGCGAGACAUCCUGCCUGUCAACAGCUCCUUCUCUGAGUGCUUUCAAACGCAGCGCCAGCUGCCGGACACCUACGUCAUAUGUCCCGAGGACGUGAAGUUGGUGGCCCUGUUCAGCGCCAUAGAAAGACAUGCAGAGGCACACCUUCUACCGGAGAAGACCACUUACUAUGUGGAUGCUUUGUGUAGAAGGCGUGGCGAGCUGGAGAAGUCAGCCAAUGAAUCCGCAGAAAAGACUCAGCGGCUUCUGUCAAAUACUGGCAGAGGCGUUCUGCUUAUUCUGGACCAGCCGACAAGCCUCACCUGGCGGCACAACGUUGCCAGCUUGUGGUGUUUGUAUGAGCUGUUCUUUGCGGACAGACAGGGCCUUCUCUGGGACGUGGCGUGCGGAGAGGGCAUCGUGGCUAUGCGAGCACCCCUAUCCACCAAACGAUGGGUCUUCGGGCAGUUCGACUCCGCGAUUGCCUGGAACCUGUCGUCGAUCCGAGUGAAGGCAGAAGCUGCCAGAUGUACAGUAACAGAGGAGAAGGACAUUUUGCUGUCGAAGCUGAUGGAAUUCGGAAAGAAUUGCAUCACAGAGUUUGAGCAGAAGAUGACUGCGAAGGUCCCGGCCAGGAUGCUUGGACCUGUUCUGCGACAGGCAGCGUGCAUGAGGGACAACCAGGACUUCGAGCGCUUGCGAGAUGCCUGUGACAUCAUGGCAAAGCUGCGGUGUAGUGGAGCGCAUAUCAAUCUGGCAAGCCUCGAGGGCGGCUUCGGGGAAUCAGCGUUGCACAUUGCGGCAGCUGCGGCUGUAGAUGGCAGUGCGAGAUGUGCCAGAGCUGUGGAAAUGCUUGUACGCAUGGGCAUGGACGUCAACGCUCAGGAUGAUGCCGGCGAAACACCCCUGCAUUGGGCUGCCAUGACAGGCAGAGCGUGGGCGACAGGCUUUCUUCUUCGGAACGGAUCGGAUCCUCUGCUUGCGAGUUGGUCCGGUCCUGCCGCCACGUUUGCACGAGAGCCGAUGACCAUCGCGUAG